Mercenaria mercenaria is the source of this 4079-nucleotide messenger RNA. RefSeq lists its product as uncharacterized. Bases 589 to 3738 code for a protein of 1049 amino acids. Lineage: Eukaryota; Metazoa; Mollusca; Bivalvia; Venerida; Veneridae. The record is from RefSeq and is a predicted model, not a curated record. The transcript has 7 exons.
UCGACCCGUCCGGAAAAACUGUAGCGAGUGCGUUUAAGGGGAAGUACUUACAAAUUUUCAUAAAAAGUAAUAAAAUAUGCAUUUCCAAUAUGGAUCUAACUAUAUGUAAUGGGUCUUUUUGUUCCUUAAAUAAAUCUCUAACAAAAUACACGAAAACUGAAAAAAUUCAUAAAAUAUUGCUCAUUCAUUUUCUUUAUAUCCGGAAGAUUUGUAAUAUAUGCGGAAGAUUUGUCAAUCUGCAUUCAUUUUCAUUCACAUGUUCAAAUGAUCAGGAAACAGACUAAUGGGACUGUUGUUAAUUUAGGAGGUACAAACAAAACGAGGUGAUAUCAUAUCAGUAAGAUUUGAUAAUUCAGUGACUAGUAUUUUAACAUGGAGGCGGAUUACAAAAGAAAUCUGCAGACCUUACGGACAUAUUCCUCAGAAACGGUUUUUGAAAACAAUCUUUCGAUGUUUGAGGGAUAAAAAGAAAAAAGGAAUGACAUUUCUGGUCCUCCAGUAGCAUCAAUAUCUGUACGAGACAGGUGUAGCGACCAAGGGCCACUUGGAAGUCUUACUGAUGAUAUAACAGAUGCUAAAGAGAAGGAAAUGAAGAACAUAUCGGUAGAAGAGGAGAUGGGUGAAGCAUGUCUUUCACCAAGUCAUCAUGGCGCGGUCGUGAAAAAUUCAUCACCCAGUCAAUUUGCGGAUCAGACCACAUCGAAGCAGGGAUCUGUACAUGGCGUAGACGAUGCAUUUAAAACUACACAGAGCAAGCGUAACAAAGAUGUGGACAUGGAAAUCUUAACACAUGGAUGGACAUUACAUGAAGAUGAUUUAUCGUGGGUACCACAAGCGUUCUACAAAUCUCACAUUCAGGAAUACAAGGCGAACACUGACGGAAGACAAUCAGCUUUAUUUGAAAGACACCAGCCUGGAAGAGGAAAGGAAAUAAAGUUACUGAGAUUACUGAGGAAAAGAACAGGAAAAGGAGCUUCACGCUUGAGAUAUAUAGCAGAGCUUAACAUUCUUGCUGAUAUUGCCAAGAAAGCCGGAUCAGACCUACCAACAUUCCUGGAAAUGACAGAAGUGUGGGCACCACCCAUCCUACUGCCAUGUAUGCAGUGCUACGAGAAAUGUGGCGGGAAGAACGUGGGCCCUAUGAUGCUUCCACCAGACAAGAAGGGAAACAGUAACAACCACAAAUGCUUGACAUGUGGAGGUAAAGUUCAAACUGUAGGAUCGUUUGGAAGGAUGAUACGUCAGAUGCGAGAUGUUAUAGAAGAUAAAGGUUUAGUUCCUCAUGAUGUGUACCCGGACGGUAAUUGCAUGUUUGCUGCAGUAGUUGAUCAACUACGUAUCCGCGGCGACUUCAGUUUCACAACGCACACAUUGAGACAGUCAGCUGUGAAAUACCUCAAGGAAAACCCAACCACAGAUGAUGGUACACCUUUACAAAUGUUCCUCACAGAUGGAGAAACAUGGCAUGCCUACACCCGCCGUAUGAGUGAAAAUGGUGAAUGGGGUGAUCACAUGAUUCUUAGAGCCUUAGCCAAUGUGAUAAACAUGAAGAUUGUUAUAUACGGCGGUGCCUCCGGUAACAGAGAAACAAUAUUGUGUCCCAAAGCCCUUCCAGGCAAUAACGAUCUUUCCGAGACAGGUGAUAAAGUAGCAGUUGAUGAUAGUGUUGUAGCGGGUGAUGAUAGUGUUGUAUAUCUAGCGCAUGUCAGUGAAUCUCAUUACAUGAGUCUUCGGCAAAAACAUUGGAGACAAAAUCUUCAAAAAGGUUUACACAGAAGGUUGUCUUUGGAUUCAACACUUACAGAGGAAAGAUUGCCUAACUAUCUUGUACCGGACAUCAAUUUUGUACUGAGACAUGUUUUUCGAAUGUAUAUAUCCAACAGUUCUGAGUCAGAGUUUUCAGAGAAUUCAGUUCCAAGUCGAAUUGAAACUGUCGAUUUUGCCUUGGAGAUGUUUGGUUCACAAAUUUGUAAACUUGUUCCGUGCAAGUUGGAUUUUGACAGCGUUGGACCUGAUAUAAGCAUGUUUUUCCCAUCGGUGAAAGAGGAAAAGAAAAUUGAUUGCUGUUUCCAAAACUCUGAUUUCACAGUUUUCAGCAUACCAUAUGAUACAGAAAUUGUCUCUGCAUUGAUUUCUGCAAAGGUGACAGACCUUAUUGCCGAAAAUGACACAGAUGUUGUGGGACAUCUAAAGCUGUUUCCGAAAACGCCAAAGAUAUGGAAAGGACAAACGACGUCAUUGAUGGAAAACACCACGUAUGUGAAAACAUUUGAAAUAAACUUCAACAAGUUCGAAGAAGUAUUUCCUUCAAAGCUGCCCAAAGAAUGUGUUGGUGUGCAUUUUGUACUGGCUUUCAAAUGUUCCUGGCCUGAUAUUGCCGAAAACUGGCCACAUAGGGUUCGGAGAAGCGGUUUUCCGAAUGAACCCACUAUAGAAAAUGUUGUGAAAAGCGGUUGUCACGUUGUAUCACUGACGUCAGAUACCAGAAUGUCAGACAUUCUUGAUGACCCUGUCCAUUACAUGACAUCAGUAGAUGAUCAUACCUGGAGUUACUCAUUCGCUGCUGCUGAAAAAGAAAUUUGUCGAUUUCUUUCAUCUGAGCAACGACAGUCUUUUCAUGUCUUUAAGGUUUUGGUUGAUAUUACAUUGAAAAGCAUACCUUUUCCACAGUCUGUCGUGAAAAGUGUCUUCUUCUACGCAUGCGAAAACAUCGAGAAGUCAUCUUGGAAGUCAAAACCCGGCAAAUGCUUUUUCAUGCUUCUGAAGAAAAUAGUACACUGCUUAAAGAAUCGCCAUGUUCCGCACUACUUCAUGCCAGGAAAAAACUUGCUCAACUUUAUACCCGAUCAAAUCAUUGAUGAGUGUUUUGAGAGACUUGAUGGUGCAAGACUCCAACCAGUGAUAACCCUUUACUUCCUGCUGGACCAGAUAAAUGUUAUGCCAUCCGAAAUGGGUGGUUUUGUGGAAGGAAUCAUCGAGAACAUCCACGCGGAUGCCCAGACCGGUACUGAAGUAAGCCUUGUAAGCCAAAUAUCGUUUCCCAACUGUACUGGAGUUUUGAAAGACUUGAUCUUGCAAGAGCAUUAUGAAGUUGCCAAGAUAGUAUUUGAGGACAUUGUAGAAGAACAAGGGAGAUGUUUGGGCCUAGAUUAUGGCGCUUUGUUGAAAACAGCAUUGUGGGAUUCUCACAUAGGUUUUAUAUGGUGUUUUGCUCUUUAUUUUGAUGUUAAACAGAAGACGACUUUGACAAUAACAGUAUGUGAGGGAUAUGGCACCAUUCACGUGACCGAAGUUUUUGGUCCCGACUGCAUUGCCGAAUUGCCUGACACAGUAGUCCCCGAUUGCUUCAGUAUUAGCAAUGGUGAUUUAACAUUUGUCAUCAAGGUUUAUGAAGUCUUAUUACAAACUGUAAGUGAAGAAAUGGUCAUCAGAUCCAUUAAGUAUUACCUGAAAAGAUAUGGAGAAUUGGCGGGUGACUCACUCGUCCUUCCGGACCGUAACGCGGAAGUCACACCGGAUCAAAUGACGCAGGUUAUCAUUAUGCAAUGUUUUGAAAGAUUACACAGAAUAUAUGUGUACUUAUACAAUUUCUGUGACAGAUGUAAACGCGUAGAAGAAUUUCGGGAAAUGAUGUCAGUGUUCACAUUAAUCGCAGAAAGUCUUGGUACACCGUUAGCAUUGGCAAACAUUCAACUCAUGUGGAAACGUCUUGAUGAAAGCGAAAAGUCAGAAAGUUAGUUCGUCCUUCAGGGAUUAGCAAGAGGAAAAGAUUUUUUUGAAAAUUAGUACUACGUUUUAUGUUACCGGAUACGGAAACAAGCUUUCGAGAAACAAAGAAACCAGAGGCAUAGAGUCCUGCAAAUGACACUGUUUCUUGGAACUUACAAUAUGGAUGUAAAGGGAGUCAGAAAUAAACUACUUUUAGAUGUGUAUAAAAGAAUAAAAUGAGAUACCAAGUACUGAAAUAUGCCAAGUUUUUGUGCUAAUGAAAUAAAAUUCACAAGAUAUGUAUUUGAUUUAUAUGAUAAACGUUUUAUUUGUUUUGUUCGUAAAGUAAAACAAUAAAGAAGAUAAUGUUG